CAACCAUGUCGUUUGUUUGUUUCUAGCGACCGUAUUGUUGAAGGUGUCAUUCGAUAAGCAACUCCCAGGCUUUUAGUUUCAUCACAUCAACUGUCAUGCAACGAUUCCGCUUCAGCCCUGUCUUGGGUCAGCUAGGGGAUUCUGAAUCCGCGGUUAGCCGUGGUUUUGACCCACAAGCAGAGUGGGGGAGAAAACAAAGACAGUCUAAAGGUUAUGAAGAUGCAAUCUCCAGAGCAACAGUUGAAUUUAAUGAAUCGGAGUACGAUCAGCUAUCUGUGACAAGUCAAUUGACACAAAGUUCAUCCUUUCUAAAAGGUCUCCGUGAAACUUUUAGAAACAACAGCGGGAAUUUUGAAACCUUGGGUAAUGAUGGACCCCAAACCUCUACACCAAAAGCAGGGCGCGCCUCCCCUAAACCAUACUACGUAGACUCUCUGGGAGACAGUGGGUUUGUUGCAAUGCAGAAUCAAGGCAAGAAGUCUGAGAAACCUCCACCGGACGAAAAAGAUGAGGUCAUAGUGAAUAGAAUGGCGGCCUAUCAAGGCGGUAAUGAAAGAGAUGGCGACAAUAAAGCACUGAAGAAUGUGAGGUCCAACGCUUCACGCCUUGCCAACCUCACCCAGUCGCAGGGUCGCCUACUCAUCCUCAACGAGAACCUCACCCUACGAUCACUAACGUCGGAUGAUGAUCUGACCGAGCUGAUACGAAUGUGUGGCGACGCUCAGCAUGGGAAUCUAAAUUACACAAUGGAGGACAUUCUUAAAAGUUUCGGUCGCCUGCCAGUGGACAAACUCCACCACUACGCCCUGUUAGGGGAGUACCUCCGAUCCCUCCACGUCGAAAACAAAAUGGUGGAUGUGCUGAUCCACGUCAGUGGACAAACAUUUGCUGCUCACAGAGUAGCCUUGGCAUGCCAUAGUAGAUACUUCGCGGAUAUAUUCAUGAAACAUACUGAAAAAGUCAAGCUGCCAGUGGAGGUAAAUCUGCCUGGCGUUAAUCCAUAUGCCUUCCAGGCAUUCCUGAGAUAUAUCUACACAGGGCAGAUGGUUGUCUCACCUGAGAACGUCGCCGACCUAAUGGCGGUAGGGAACAGAUUCUACAUUCAAGAAAUUUUGCAGAUAUGUUCAGAGUUCGUUCAAUGUAUAAACAGCGACCAGGCAGUGUACAUCCUAUCCAACCAAACCAUCGCCCGUGAUUCUAUUCUGUUCAAGCACGCCUACAUACUUGUGUUGGAGAACUUCUGCGAUGUGUUCGAUGUUGAGCAGUUUCUAAACUUUACCCUCGAUCUGGUGUGUAUGCUACUGAGCGAUAACUACCUAUACGUUCACACCGAGAUGGACGUGUUCUGGGCGGGACUUAAAUGGAUCGCUUUCCACAUCACGGAAAGACACAACCAUCUCCUCAAAGUGAUGAAUUGCGUCCGUUUCGGUCUAAUGUCACAGAGUGAACUCUUCCAGUGCUUCGAGGUCACAGACAUGCUCCGGAAGUCAGAAAGCUGUCGGGAAAUGUUAAUGGCUGCAAGCUGGACUAUUACAGCAGGUGAACUAGGUCGGCCUGACCCGCUUCAGCUGCCCAAACCUAGAGCUCGAAUGUGCAUGAAGGACAACUAUGUGCCACAGUCUCACGAAACCUUCAAGAGCAUUAUGGAAGAUGAAACAUCAGACGACUUCGCUCAGAUGCCCUCUAUUGAGGAGACCCGACAGGACAUCAUGCCUGCCAAAAUGCCUCAAGCGAUCCAAGCAGACAACCUGUCGAUAGCAUCACAGCCGUCGCCCCGGCCCGGGGACAUCCUAGCCAUUGGGGGGUUCCACAAGGGCGUCAAGGAAGUUCAAGCCAAGGACAUUGAGCGCUACAGCACGACGGAGAACCAGUGGAAGUACUACACGGGCCUACCGGAAGCCAGGCAGCACCACGCCGUCGCCAUGUUAUUCGGAAAACUCUAUCUAAUUGGUGGCAGUGACACUAAGAAGUCCAAGAAGAUCCCUAUUCCAACCAAUACGUGCUACGCGUUCGACCCUUCCAGUGGAGAGUGGUCAAAGAUAGCGCCUCUGAAAACCCCCCGGAUGUACCACUCUGCCCUUUCGUUGUUCGGCAUGUUGUAUGCUAUUGGUGGACAGACUGAUAAGAACAGAGUACUGUCUUCGGUGGAGUGCUACAACCCUAAAAUUGACACAUGGCACACCACUACGGACAUGAGCGUACCCAGGUGUGGAUUCGGAGCCUGCAUCUCUGACGGUCGAAUCUACGUGGCCGGAGGACUAGGACCCCCUGAAGAUAAACGCUCCAACAUGCCGGUCCUUAGGAUAUUUGAGUGUUUUGAUCCCAAGUCGAACAAGUGGAUAGCGUUGUCUUCCCUGGGUCGAGGUAGCUGCUACUGUAACCUGGUAUGUGUAGGUCAGUACCUGUACCUUUGUGGAGGAGCUACAAAGGCCAACACCAAAGACUCCCUGCAGAGUAUCGCCAGUAUGAUGUGCUACAACAUUGAAACGGACCGCUGGAGGUACAAGACCGACUUCAUCAAGCCGAGGCACAACGCUGGCGCCGCCGUCAUCGGAAGCAAGAUCUACCUCAUCGGUGGCAUGUCAACAAUAGAUGACAAACCACUGCAGUCCAUUGAGUGCUAUGAUGCCCGCACGGAAUGCUGGGAUACUUCCAUCCAAGACCUCCCAUAUCCGGCCAAGUGGCUGGGAUGCGUGGCUCUCCCGGUUUCCAAAUGAGACAAAAGGAGUUUGCAAUUCAACCUUGAAGUCAUGAAGUAGAACAAUUAGUUUCAGGAUCUGGAUAAGUUGUAGCUUUGAGUGUAUUUCUUUAAAAAGAAAUUACAUUAAAAUAAAAAAAGGAUAUAAUUAGUUGAAACGAUUAGCUAAACUUAGGACAGGGGUUAUUAUGUUUACCGGUAAUUCUUCUCAACAAUCUUUGUGACACUGUUCAGUGUAUUGGUGUAUAUUCUAUCCCUCUUGGAAAGGAUUCGUAAUAUUAAUUUCACAGAGCUAUCUAUCCUUCUAUAAUGACCACGGUGAUGAGCGUUUAUGUACUAUCUGAUUAUUUCUUCUUGUUUUGUUUUCAAGUUAAACAUGUUAUUGGCAUGUUUCAGUACCCAGCAACUGAUUCAUUUCGGCUAUCUUUCUUUUGUCCAUAGGCUCAAAAAUAGCUUGGCAAUGGUAGGGACGUAUUUGAUUUGUUUGAGUACUGAAAUUAGGUAUUAUUACGUUGUGUUAGGUAUUUUCCCGUUUCCACAUGCAUGAUCACAGUUUUGAUUCUCAUUUGUUUGCAAACUAAUAUUCCUUUAACGCUAUUCAAAGUUCCCCGCCUUACUUUCCGACUUGUGAUAUUGUGGAGCUUGAAAUGUGUUUAUCAAUUGCGUUCAACUUCACGUGAUCAAAAAUGUUUUUUGCUACACUAAAUGAUUCGUUAUUUGAGGGUUUCCAUCUGCGUUCGCGAGUGUGUUUGUGUGUCUAACUGGAGAGUUGCUUAUAUGUGUGUCAGGGAUCAAAUAUGACAUUUCUUUCGUAUUGUGUUGAAAGAUUAUAAAUAUGGCUGUGAGUGUAAGAGUGGAUUUUGAAAUGACUUUUCCCCCAGUAUCACGAUUCUGAAGAACGGCGAACAAAUAUACAUCUUUUGUACACCUAAAAAUUUACGCUUGUGAUCUUUGUUCAGGGAUGCCAACAGUAAUGUAAUAGUCCUGGCAACGCAUGUUUUAUUUUCAAAGAACACACCUAUAUUAAUUCGCCACUAAGACCCCGUUUCACAAGACAAUAAUAGUGCUGCGAUACCAUUCCAAUGUUAAAAUAUGGGAGUCAUUGUAUGAAGUUGUGAUAUGAUUGUCGUCUUUUCCGAUCCAUUUUCUUUGUGAUUUCUGUUUUUAUACAUACAGUCUGUUGACUUGUAUUGUAUAUUUUAUACAGUCUUUUGAUUUGUAUUGUAUAUUUUACAGACUAUAUUUUACAACAUUUUAAACAUUUUGUAUAUUUUUGAAAAAUAAAGGCUUCCACAGGA
Messenger RNA from Haliotis rufescens (red abalone), 3996 nucleotides. RefSeq names its product kelch-like protein 12. NCBI's taxonomy places the organism in Eukaryota, Metazoa, Mollusca, Gastropoda, Lepetellida, Haliotidae. Gene Ontology annotation, molecular function: protein binding. Bases 96 to 2717 code for a protein of 873 amino acids. The record is from RefSeq and is a predicted model, not a curated record. The transcript is spliced from 9 exons.